Molecule: messenger RNA, 477 nt
Organism: Peromyscus maniculatus bairdii (prairie deer mouse)
Lineage: Eukaryota; Metazoa; Chordata; Mammalia; Rodentia; Cricetidae
Product: resistin-like alpha
Cellular component (GO): extracellular region
Molecular function (GO): hormone activity
Source: RefSeq, a predicted model, not a curated record
ACAUUGACUUUCAACAGGAUGAAGAGUGCAACCUGCUCACUUUUCAUCAUCAUCUCCCUUCUUCAACUGAUGAUUCUAGUGAAUACUGAAGAGACCUUAGACUCCAUUAUGAAGAGGCUCAAGGAAGCUCUCAGUCGCCUAGAGCAUCCUCGCCCCACUCAGACUAAGAGUGUCUCCUGCACUACUGUCAAAGCUUCGGGGAAACUGGCUUCCUGUCCAUCUGGGAUGAUUGCUACUGGAUGUUCUUGUGGCUUUGCUUGUGGAUCAUGGAACAUACAGAACGAAAACAUUUGCCACUGCCUGUGUCCAAUCAUAGACUGGACUCUUGCCCGAUGUUGCGAUCUGAGGAAAUGAGGAAGCAGAGAAUCCAGUUUUGAAAUGACCAUAAUAGUGAAACAGUGAUCCCACCCAGGAAAUCUGACUCACUGCUCUUGUGACAAAUUCAUACUACACAGUAAUCCUGCUUCUUAAGUAAUA